AUGAUGUGCUCGCUGGGAUGGACUGUUGUCCUCUGGAGUUUAAAUUCCAUUCACUGCACGUUUGGAAUGGCAGUGAGUGAACCGACAGACGGCUCUUGUCCCCCUCUGAGCGUGGAGGAGCGCAGGUUUACCGAUGCUUUAGAUCGUCCCUUGCAAAUCACAGGAUUCGAUCUCACAGAAAAGUUUCUUCUUCGAAAGGGCACGAUCAUGGAAGACCUGCCGUCGUUUCGUUUAGGAAGCAGUCCACUAAUUAAGCCGACAAAAUUCAUAUUUCAAAAUGGACUUUCAAGUGAGUACUCCCUCGUCACCACCUUCCGGGUCAGAAGAACGACAAAGAAAGACCGCUGGUAUCUUUGGCAGAUUUUCGACCAAUCUGGAGGCAGUCAGGUGUCCGUUGUGGUCGACGGCGGCAAGAAGGUGGUGGAGUUCUCCUUCCUGGGUCUGCUGAAGAACACCCUCCGCUACACAUUUAAGAGCCGAGACCUGCACGCCCUCUUCGAUCGGCAGUGGCACAAGCUGAGCAUUUCCGUGCAGAGCAACAUUGUCUCCAUUUACAUGGACUGCAAGCUCAUAGAACGGAGACUGACCGAUGAGAAGGACGACGUCGACCCCAGUGGGCGAACGCUCAUCACCACACGGGUGGAGGAUGGACGGCCUGUUGACAUUGAACUCAGGCUAUUUCUAAUCUACUGUGACCCCUAUAUGGCGGAGAUGGAAAAUUGCUGUGAGCUGCAGGAACCAAAGUGUGAAGCCAAGAAGACGCUUAAUGGGACUUCUCCUCCCCCGGUGACGGAGAAGCUUCCCCAGAUGCAUUCUCAGCCGGUCCUGCCGUCAAUUGACAGAUGUCACUGUUCGGCAGAAAAGGGGGAGCUGGGGGAAGCCGGGCCGACAGGAAACCUAGGACAUAAGGGAGAACCUGGAUCAGAAGGGCAAAAGGGAAUCGAUGGGGAGAAGGUUGACAAAGAAUGUCUCAAAGGAGAUCAGGGCCCUCAAGGUGACAAAGGAGAAAAGGGAACGGCCGGGGUGCAGGGUCAGCCAGGGGAGCCAGGCAAGGAGGGCAAAAGGGGACGGAGAGGAAAGAGUGGGGAGCCUGGACCCAAAGGCCUGACUAUUCCCUCAGGAACCUCUGAAGGAGCAAGUAUCAAGGGGGAGAAGGGCGAGUCGGGAGUCCCGGCGGACAAAGGAGAGAGAGGAGACCCCGGUCAGCCAGGUGCAGAAGGUACCGACGGAAUGAAGGGACAAAAAGGUGAUAUUGGCCCUCCUGGUCCUCCCGGUCCUGUGAUGACAGCUCAUGGAUUGAGACACCUCUCUGGAUCUGAUGAAAUGAAAGAGCGGAGCCAAAAGGGAGAAAAGGGGGAUCAGGGGGAGCGAGGAACACAAGGACUGCAAGGCUUCAAGGGCCUGCCUGGACCCACUGGACUCCCAGGACUCCCAGGCGAGCCAGGAUCCUCAGGGGAGCCGGGGGGGCCUGGGAGAGAUGGCCUGAAAGGAGAAAAGGGGGACUCUGGUGGAGUGAUGGCGCCACAGGGACCUCCGGGUCCCAAGGGUGAGCCUGGAGAACCCGGAGGCGGCUAUAUGGGCGACGGGUUGCCCCUAACCAGAGGGUCUCGCGGACCCAAGGGUGAGAGAGGUGUCCCGGGGUUGCCGGGAGAACACGGUGAAAAAGGCGAAGUUGGAGAGAGUGUCAUGGGUCUUCCUGGCCUCAUGGGACCCUCAGGAAAGCCGGGAAUGGAGGGCCCUCGUGGAUCCACGGGUUUAUCAGGCCCCCCUGGAGCUCCAGGAAGAGAGGGCUCCCCUGGUCGAUCAGGCCCCCCGGGCCCUGCUGGACCCGCAGGUGAACCAAUUGCUCUGCCACUCGUCGGAGACAUGGGAGCUUUACUUAAGAAUGCCUGCAGUGUGUGCCAGACGAGAGUCCCAGGUAUGCCCGGGCAAAGAGGAGAGACGGGGACCCCCGGAGCGCAAGGAGUUGAAGGCAUGGUGGGAGAAAAGGGAGAUCCAGGUAUAAGAGGCCCUAUGGGUAACCCCGGGAAAGAAGGUCCAAAGGGGGUGAAAGGAGAGAGAGGGUUCCCAGGCCCGACAGGAGACAAAGGAGAUGAGGGUCCUUCAGGAGUACCAGGGAUGCCUGGUGUGACCGGUCGUACAGGGGCCCCGGGGCUGUUGGGAAGACCUGGUCCACCGGGCCAAUCAGGAGGAAAAGGAGAUAGAGGAAACGAAGGACCCACGGGCAGACCAGGGCUCCCAGGGCCUCCAGGUGUACCCUACGUGGAGGGCAAUGGGAUGAGCAGUCUGUACAAGCUGCAGAGCGGAGGAGCUCUUUUAGGACCCCCUGGAGCUCCCGGUGCUCCGGGUCCCAAAGGAGACGAAGGGGUUGCAGGGGAACCAGGGGCCAUGGGAUUACCCGGGCUGGAAGGGCUACCCGGUGCCAAGGGUGAUAUUGGUUUGCCUGGUUCACCAGGGACAUCAGGUCCUCCAGGGAAGCCCGGAACUCGUGGAGAACUAGGGAUCCCUGGAGAACCGGGUGAGCGGGGGCCGCUCGGAGAGACAGGAUUCCCAGGGCCUGAGGGACCCCAAGGUGUUCCUGGGAGGCCGGGCAAAGACGGAACUCCAGGAUACAAGGGAUCUUCAGGUACAGCAGGGGACAGGGGAUCCAAAGGAGAACGUGGCGAUACAGGGAUAUCUGGGGAGAGAGGUGUCCAGGGCGAGCGAGGUCGCACAGGAGACCUCGGCCCGAUUGGACCCAUGGGACCAGCCGGCCACAAGGGGGAUCCCGGCCCUCCAGGGCAGCUGGGGAGUUCAACCUUCCUGGGAGAUCCUGGCGUCAUGGAGGAGCUCAAAAUCUUUAUCCAAAACCAAGUAUUGCGGAUCCUUGAAGAGAAGCUAUCGAGUGCUGCCAUGAUGCAGAAGACACCCGCAGGCAUCUUAGGUUCACAAAUUCAGGGGCCUCCAGGACCUCCUGGAAAGGACGGAUUUCCAGGCCCGCCAGGAGAGCAUGGACCUCCUGGUCCUCAAGGCUACAGGGGUCAGAAAGGAGAACGAGGGCAGCUCGGUCUAGGGUUACCAGGAGAUCCAGGACCUACUGGAGCACCAGGUCCUCCUGGGAUCACUUCUAAGGCCCCUCCUGGUUCUCCGGGGCCCCGUGGACCUCCUGGGACUUGUGACCCUGGCGACUGCCUCCCGCCAUCCUUAUGA
Messenger RNA from Limanda limanda (common dab), 3189 nucleotides. RefSeq names its product collagen alpha-1(XIX) chain. The transcript is spliced from 49 exons. NCBI's taxonomy places the organism in Eukaryota, Metazoa, Chordata, Actinopteri, Pleuronectiformes, Pleuronectidae. The record is from RefSeq and is a predicted model, not a curated record. The coding region runs from base 1 to 3189 and encodes 1062 amino acids.